Molecule: messenger RNA, 1442 nt
Organism: Nasonia vitripennis (jewel wasp)
Lineage: Eukaryota; Metazoa; Arthropoda; Insecta; Hymenoptera; Pteromalidae
Exons: 4
Coding region: 441-1199 (252 amino acids)
Biological process (GO): regulation of transcription by RNA polymerase II
Cellular component (GO): nucleus; transcription regulator complex
Source: RefSeq, a predicted model, not a curated record
CUUCCAUUGCAUUUUCUAUAACAAUUUUGUCGUGAUGUUCAGGUAAUUUUUUAUUGUAAAGACAAGGUCGAGCUUUUAUUAAAUCAAUGAAUAAAUCGUCCAAUUCUUUCUCAAUAAUUUCUAUCGAUGAAUUUAAAUCGAUUUCGUCGAGUACAGGCAUUUUAAACACUAUUUAAAUCCACUAUGCAAACAAUAGCAUAUGUAGCGUUUAUGUAGCCCGUCAAGGUUAUGUUUGAAUCUGUCGCAUCAGCUGAUGAACUGCCCAUAAACUGCCCUAUACUAUUGCAGAUUGCACGCACAAGAAUAGCCUGUACGUAUAACUACUGAAUCAACAAGUAAUAAAGUUACUACUUUAACAAAUUAGACUUAUUUUUGAUCGGAAAUUUUCACAAUAGCUGUAUUUCUUACUUUAUUUUGUAAAUUUGUAUAAUAAUUACAGAAUGGACCACAAUAUUUAUUUUAAUCCAAGUAUGCCAGCUGAACAUGAGUUUAUCGCAAGAGAAUUCGAGGAUGACGAAAACUUUGAUUACAAACUAAUUAAAAAAGUGGAAAUUUUCACUUUUCUCUACAACAAUCAAAGAAAAAAGCCAGAGAAAGUUUCUGCUGCAUGGAAAAAAAUAAGUGCAAGUCUUGGUAAAACAGAUGAGUGCCAAAAAAGAUGGUUAAGAUUACGCCAAUAUUACUCGAAGGAACGACAAAGAAGGGAAUCAGGAGUAUCAUCUUAUAAGUGGCCACUGUACGAUGCAAUGGCAUUCCUAAUCCCAUUUAUAAAAAAGAAAAGAACUGGAUCGCAAAAACAGAAAGUAUCAGCUAGCCCACCUGUAGUAAAAAGCCAAGAAUCAUCAGUAGCGAAUACAAAAUCAAAUUUGGAGUCAAGGUCUAUGAAUUCAGAUGAAUUUGAUGGAUUUGAUGGAUUUGAGGAUGUGGAAUAUGACUUUAACGUCGAACAAAUAGUAGAAGAGCAGACUCUGCCUACUACUACGUCUCCUGGUACUAAUAUUGCAUCUGCUACUACUGUUGUUCCUGAUGAUACUGUUGCUUCCGCUGCUGCUACUGUUCCUCGUGCUUUUUCUCCUAUUGGUAAUUUUCCUGAUGAUACUGUCGUCCCUAAAAGUCCUGCACACAAGGACAACAGUGAUGUACCUGAAUCACCUUCGAAUAGCCCUAAUUUGAGUAUAAAUUCAUUAAGUACAAGUUAAUUUUAUUAUGUAUUGUAUAUCAAUGUCCUAUUUUUAUUUUAGAUACCAUCUCCCACCGAUACAUAUCCUACAAAAGUCCGUUCUCAUGAAAAAAGCAAGAAAAAUGAUCAACCAAAGGUUAACGAUGAGGAAAACAAAAUCAUAGCAGAACUAAUUCACAAAAGACGACAAAAAUGUAAUGAUAUUUCAAAAAGAAAUAAUUUAAUUAUAAAAGUUAUUGAUAUUAUCUUUGAUUAGAUGUAA